Exaiptasia diaphana is the source of this 2938-nucleotide messenger RNA. Its product is annotated as volume-regulated anion channel subunit LRRC8A-like. The transcript is spliced from 3 exons. The coding region runs from base 72 to 2462 and encodes 796 amino acids. Gene Ontology annotation, biological process: proteolysis. NCBI's taxonomy places the organism in Eukaryota, Metazoa, Cnidaria, Anthozoa, Actiniaria, Aiptasiidae. The record is from RefSeq and is a predicted model, not a curated record. Gene Ontology annotation, molecular function: protein binding; cysteine-type endopeptidase activity.
ACGGCUGUACGAUUACGUUGAGACAGUGUGUGGUCGCACGGCGGUUCACUGAUUUAAGUCAGUAUUGCACAAUGUUUCCAGUUGACCAGCUACAGCGCUUUCAAGUAAUCAACCCUGACCAUAAAUUCAUCAAGCCUUGGUGGGAUACCUUUACUGAUUACAUUGCUACAGCCUUGUUGAUGAUGGCCGUACUAGCAGGGGUAAUGCAAGCUACACAGAGGGACCUGGUCUGCGUCCCUGCUAUUGACUGUAGCUUAAGCCAUAAUCAGAGCUUUAAUCACAGCGGCGUUUGUCAAGGUAGCAAGUCGACAAUGCUGCUGAAAUUACCAGACAGACGUCUAUACGACUAUGUUGAGAAAGUGUGUGGUCGCACGGCGGUUCACUGGUUUGUAGCUUACUUUCCGUUUAUAAUUUYCCUCGAGGCAAUUAUUCUUAUUGUUGUUCAAAACUUUUGGUUAAAGUACCCGGGGACAGCUUCAAUCAUAGAUCAGUUCKUGUCAUUGGUCAUUGAAUGUUAUAAUAUGACGUGGACAAGUUCAGCUCUCGAGAAUGCUAUAUAUGAAGUAAACAUGUAUGAAGAAAAUGAAAGACGUAGGGGAGACAUUUCUGAGACAAAGAAUACAUCAACGUCUGCCACUGCGUCCCUUGACAUAAUGGAAGGUAUCAAAGCUAAAGCACUUUAUGAAAAAGUUGAUCAAUUUAGAAAAAGUUGUUUACCUUCUUUUACUGGUAUCUUUAGAAAAAUAUUUUGGAUUCAUUUGUUUCAAGUAAUACUACAAUUAGCUGCUUCCAUCGCUACUUUUGAUGUUAAUAUCUAUUACCUGAGUACAUUUAAUAAUAAUAUGAUAUGUAAAAUUGAUGAUAUUAUAGAUAAAAACUACAGCUAUUUUAAAUGCACUAAUGGCAUAGUUUCCUAUUUGGAAGUUACAAACAUAACAUUUUGCAUUCUGAUUGGAUUAUAUUUCAUUUUUUGCUUUUGCAAUUUAAUUUUUUGCGUAUGGACUUUUAUGACUAAAAGGUUCAGGGAUUACAAUGGAGAUACAAAUGUAGAUAUGUGCUUUCUUCUUUGUCUGCUGAAAAAGUGCAAUAAGUUGCAUUUUGUAAGAUUUAGAGUUUUUUUAACUGUGGAGAUGAAACAGGAGACAGAAAAUGAGAUAUUGAUGAUUGACAAAUGGCCUUCGAAAAGGUUUAAGAAAAUUGCUGAAGACGAUGGCCGAGCUUUACAGCUCUUUAACGUAGAUGAUACUACGAAAACAAUCUUCAAAACGGAAGAACUCAAAUUCCUAAGACUGGAGAAUUGCAAUGUUUACGGCUACUUGCUCCACAAUCAAUUGCACAAUGACUUUUGGAAGUCGAUAGACUCCUUAUCUAUAGUAUCGUGUGGCCUAUAUUACGUUCCAGACGUUAUUCUAACAAGAAUGUGGUCUUUAGUCAAGUUAGAUUUGUCUCACAACAAAAUCAAAACAAUUCCUAAAAACAUUGGUCAAAUCAAAUUCUUACGCUAUUUAGACAUUUCAUAUAACAAUAUUUCCGAAGGAAUAGACAACCUCUUACAAAUGCAGACACUUGUCAAAUUAAAUCUACGAGGAAACGACUCUAUCAAGCUGAACGAGGAUCACCUGCAACAAGAGAUAAAUCUAAUGAAAUUAGAAAUCAGCGACGAUGUGCUAGAGGAAACUUUCAUGAUGACUGAAGAAAUGUCAUCAAAGCUUGAGAAUAUCAUCGUAACGCUACCAGAGAAUGACUUCGUUAUCAAAUAUUCGUUAGAAAGAGCUCCUAUUAUCGAAGAUAUGAGAAAAAAUAGGCAGUGCUAUAAUAUGACUUCAAACCCGAAAGGUGUGGUUGCAAUUAUCGACACGACGGCGGAUGGAAAUAAGUACGAAAACUUAGAAAGAGUAUUCAAAGAAAUUGGUUAUAAUGUCGAAAAGGUCCCACAAGAUAACGUCAGCACAAUUAAAUCGCUCGAGAAAACGCUAUCGGACUUGUUUCGCGGAUAUGAUUCUGCAAUCUUAAUAAUGACCGCUGAAGGAUAUAUAGAUGGAUUGUAUCUUGGAGAUGAGCUAGUGGACAUAGACAAAAUUUACAAAUGUCUUCCAAAAAACGGUCUAAAAGGAAAGCCAAAGCUCAUAUUCUUGCAAGUAGAUUCAAUAGCAAAAAACCCUGAUUAUAUUUACAAGCCAUCGAGAGCUUUCACAUAUCCCGAUACGUUUAUUGCCUAUACAGUCUUCUAUGAAUUUCAAGGAGCUAACCAGUUUUUCGAAACAUUGGUUGAAGUGUUUUCGAAUUAUGCUUGGGAAGAAGAUUUUCUCAGUCUCAUGAAAUGUGUUAAGUAUGAAUUGUCUCGUAAAUUCAGAAACAAAGAAUACGAACACUUCUAUGCUCCCAAGAUUGGUGGCCUGAAGAAGAAAUUGUACUUUUUCCCAGGGUACUAUGACAAUAGAGUGCGGAUUACGAAUGUAUGAUUAUGCAGUCGCAGAGGGAUUGCCAAGUGUGCUACUUUACACAUAUAGUUUGCUUCAGGCAAUUAGUGGUUGCGUGUUCAUUAUUGCCACUUAGAGUCAUUUUCAUCCGUGUGUGAAAUAGGAAUUGUAGUAUUAAAUACUAUUACCCCCUAUUGCCUAAUUUCAUGGCGAGCGGGGGACUGGCACUACCGGAUUUUGCCGGACAUUUCUGAUUCCAGAUUCAAUAUGGCGGACGAUAAACAAAGUAGUCGCAAUUCUUCGUGUGCAUGUGAYGUCAUAGUCACGCAAAAAAUCUCGCAAAAUCCAAAAUAUUUUUGCUAAAGAGCUGUUCUUACAAUAUGUCUUAAAUAUAUUUCUAGAUAGUGUGUAUGGAAAUUUUCAGACGAAUUCAACGCUUUGGUGGCGAAUCACAAAAGUUUUAGUUUGUGCGGAGUUUAAUUUAUUCUACUUUUAGAUCGUAAACAAAAACUUCGAAA